GGCUUUUCAAAUUGUCAAUUGUUUUGUUAAUGACAUAUAAAUAUGAGUAGUUUAUAUAGCAUGUACAUAGUUUUGUUAUUAUAAUUAAUUAUUUUUGUUCAUUUUUCAAGUUUUUUGAAAUUUUUUAAAGGAAAAUUUUCUUAUGGUUUUUUGUUUAAGCAGAGCAUUAAUAUGAAUUACGGCAGGAAAACCCCUUCAUCAUACCGAUCGAAUCAUUCGGUGUAUUCACAUACAACAGCUAGGUCGGAUGCAUGUUCUAUUAAAUCACGCUCCGCUAGAUCGGUCCGCAUACCAUGGUACAGGAAACCUGUUUUAAAAAACAACGAGUACAUUGAUAUACAAAAAGGUGCACUUUUAGUUGGAAUCUUUUCAAUUUUUGUGGCCAUGUUUACUUUUGGCACAGGAAUAUUUGAUAUAUAUUGUCUAGCGAUGGCUGCCCCUGGGUCAACUCAUUAUGGAUAUUAUAUAAUUUCAUAUGAAUUCGUAUAUGUUGGAAAUAUUCAUAUUCGGAAUGCUCUAAUCAUAUUUGCUCUGUUUUCACUUUUAUCAUCAUUAGUAAUUUUUAUUACAAGUAUAUUGUUGGUGGUAGCUCUUCGCAAGUCAAAUGAACGUGGAAAGAAUAGGAAGCCAAAGGAACAUGAGCGAAAAAUCAUUCCUUGGUUAUGGACUUUUGCAGCUUUCACCAUAUUCAGAUUCUUCGCAUUUCUAUUUUUUUCAAUAGUCAACGAUUUAAUAUUUGCAUAUAAUAUUAUGAUGGUAUUAUUAUGGAUUUUAAUUAUUGGAAUUUCAACCUACGGUUGGUUGAUUGUAUAUUCUCUUUAUUUAGAGCUUGCUGAUCUAACCAAAUUAGAAGAUUUAGCGCAUUUAAGAAUGGGCACAAUGGCUUCACUAAAUGCUUCAACAACACAUUCCCUUGCUGGUUCUAGACCAACAACUCCACAUAGUACCGUAUCUACUAUGCCAGUGGGUUAAAAAGUCUUUAACAACAGAUUUGUGUUUAAGUCACAUAUCGUUUUAGAAAUAAGAACAACAAAAAAUUUUAAAUUUAAAACAAAAUUAAAAAUCUUUAAUACUUGUAUUAUCCGUCCAAUAUUAUCUUAAGGUUUUUUAGAAAUUCAAAUUUUAUAUACAUGUUUUUUUGUAGAUAUAAAUUUUAUUUUAUAUCAAUUUUCGAAUCGUAGUGUUAAGUUUACAUGAGAAACAAAAAUCAUUG
Messenger RNA from Condylostylus longicornis, 1213 nucleotides. RefSeq lists its product as uncharacterized. Lineage: Eukaryota; Metazoa; Arthropoda; Insecta; Diptera; Dolichopodidae. The record is from RefSeq and is a predicted model, not a curated record. The coding region runs from base 172 to 972 and encodes 266 amino acids. The transcript has 8 exons.